This is a messenger RNA of Knipowitschia caucasica, 699 nucleotides long. The record is from the annotation of a GenBank genome assembly. Lineage: Eukaryota; Metazoa; Chordata; Actinopteri; Gobiiformes; Gobiidae.
AUGAAAGCUGGGGCCCGUCAGCUGAACCCUGCGCUGCUUGUUGUUUUUGUUUUAGAAUUGUGUUUUUACAGUGCGUCUAACUCAAGUGAGCUGCAGGUAUGUGAUCUGUGUUACGGGACGGUGCGGGCUGAAGGCGCAGUGGGGCAGUUUUGCUCUAAAUCCGCAGGUCGGAUCGAGGGGCGCUGCUGUCUCCAAAAUGACACCGCAUUCGACCACAAUUUGAUUAUUGGAUUGGACCUCUCCAACUGUUCUCUGGCUCAAGUUGGAAAUAUCCAAGACGCGUCUGCUGCAAGAAUCAUAGACCUCUCACUCAACCCAAAGGCCAACAUCAGUGAUACCACCUUUCAGGGAUUUAUUGAGUUGGAUCGACUGAUCUUACCAAUACAUUUGCUUUGUCCUGGGGGUGCCACGUCUUGGAAAAAAAUUGAGAAAAAUGGAGAUCAGCGUUUAUGUGAAGGCCAGAACAGCAUGUGCAAUCAGACUGUUCAAAUGUCCACAGUCUGUCCAGAAAACUCCCAGUGUGCUCCUUUUGGCCCUGGUUUGUCUCAAUGCAGUUGUGCUGCCGAUUACCAUGGCUACAAGUGUUUAAGAGAGGGGAAGUUCCCUGUCGUUCAGGUGUUGGGCCCUCUGGGAGCUUCGACUGUGGUCUUCUCUUUGUUGAUGUGGGUUACACAGAGACGCAAGGCCAAGCCACUCUGA